Messenger RNA from Penicillium nucicola, 5064 nucleotides. RefSeq lists its product as uncharacterized. NCBI's taxonomy places the organism in Eukaryota, Fungi, Ascomycota, Eurotiomycetes, Eurotiales, Aspergillaceae. The record is from RefSeq and is a predicted model, not a curated record. Gene Ontology annotation, molecular function: catalytic activity. The transcript has 2 exons. The coding region runs from base 1 to 5064 and encodes 1687 amino acids.
AUGACGGGACGGGCCGAGACGCGAACCCCUGAACCGCCCGACCGCGACGAACACGAAAAAUCACCACCUCGGUUGUUGAGGCCGAGACGCGCCACCAGACCACCCAACAAUUAUGUCCAAGAGCAAGAACUCGAUAUCGAACAAACCAACGCACGUGCCCAGCAGAAAAAGAAGGCCCAGAGCAAGGCAGUAGCCCAACGUGAAGCGGUCGCCUCGGAAUCAUCAACAGAGAGCGAGGACCCGAACGCGUCGGAACUGUUAAAAGAACUUGUCAAACUUAGGAAGGAGAUCAGAAAGCGAGACCAAUCACACAAGGAAGAGCUUCAAAAAGUCAAAGAAGAAUUUAUCGCCCUCAAAGAAGAGUUUGGCGCCGCCCUUGCAGAAGUUCGACACGAGCUACAGACCCUGGCCGAUAGACCGGCGACACCGCAACCCCACCCCGAGUCGUACUCUCCGAACAACCAUGAUGCAAUUCUCCGCGAGAUCCAAUCCCUACGUGAGGAAAUCAGCGUCCCCGCCCCCACGAGUUCCACGUCCUAUGCAGAUGUCGCCCGUACUCCUCCGACCAGUUCCCCGAGUAACAUACGGACUCUUUCAACGCUGAACACAACACCAACUACUUUCACUGACACGCUAUACUGCACGAUAGACACUUCAAAUAUGACCGAAAGUGAGGGUGAGAGGGUAUCCGCAGGCUCAAUCAGAGCCACAAUCGAGAGAGAGAUCCAGACGAUGGAUGAUCGCACUCACUGGCGCUGCCGCGCGGUCACUGUGAGCCCAAGAAAUACCAAUCGGAUCAGAAUCGCGUGUCGCGAUGAAGCCGAACACCAGCUAGUGAAGAAAGUGGUGGAAGCAAAGAUCGAUGCGGGAGCCCGAGUGCUCCGGGAUGAGCUCUACCCGAUCAAGGUCGACAGCGUUAAGAGGACUGCAGUACUGGAUGAGAACCAUGAAAUCCUAACAGGAGCGGCGGGAGCCGUGGGUGAGGAGAACGCGGCUACUGUAGCUAAAUUGACAUGGCUGAGCAGCAAGGAAGCCGCAAAACCUUAUGGAUCGAUGGUCGUGUACCUAACCAAAGGGAGCGACGCGCGGAGGCUCCUGGCCGAUGGAUACUUCCAUGUCGGAGGAGAAUCCGGGACCACUAGCGUCUUUGAGUAUCGGCCACGACCGGUGCAAUGUUAUAACUGCCAGGAGAUUGGCCAUAAGGGAUUCCAGUGCAAGAAUGCCCAGAAUGCGUACCAUGCGGAGGCCCUCACGAAUCCUACAGCAAGAACUGCCGGAAGCUCUAUCCAUCACGUCAUGAAUAAUUCUCUUCGAAUAAUUCAGCUGAAUGUGAGGAAACAGGGUGCAGUGCACGAGAGUUUAAUGAACGAUGAAGACACUCGGAACGCAGUGGCGCUAGCGAUUCAGGAACCCCAAGCGAGGAGGAUUCAAGGCCAGCUGUUGACCACCCCGAUGGGGCAUCACAAGUGGACAAAGAUGGUGCCCUGCAUGUGGAGGGAAGGGAGAUGGGGAAUCCGGAGCAUGUUAUGGGUCAACAAAGAAGUCGAAGCGGAGCAAGUCCCAGUGGAGUCCCCGGACCUCACAGCAGCGCUGAUCAGGCUCCCCGAGCGACUGAUUUUCAUGGCAUCAGUCUACGUAGAAGGAGGCAAUGUCUCAGCCCUGGAAGAUGCGUGCAAUCGCUUACGCGACGCGAUCACAAAGGUACGACGAGAGGCGGGCGCUGUGGCGGAGGUUCUGAUUGUGGGGGACUUCAACCGACACGAUCAACUUUGGGGUGGAGAGGAGGUGUCGCUGGGAAGACAAGGAGAAGCGGAUCCGAUCAUCGACCUCAUGAAUGAAUUUGCACUCAGUAGCUUGCUCAAACGCGGCACCAAGACAUGGCACGGCGGCGGACAAAGUGGAGACUGCGAGUCCACCAUUGACCUCGUCCUAGCUUCGGAAAAUUUGACGGAAUCCAUGACGAAAUGUGCUUUACUCGACACAGACCACGGCUCGGACCACUGCGCAAUUGAGUCCGUAUUCGACACGCAGUGGUCGGGCCCAAGGCAUCAAGAACGGCUUUUGCUGAAGAAUGCACCGUGGAAGGAGAUUAAUGCUAGAAUCACGAGUGCUCUAGCCAUCCUUCCGUCAGAGGGUACAGUGCAGCAGAAAACCGACCGACUCAUGUCAGCAGUGUCCGAAGCGGUGCACGCUUUAACGCCGAGGGCGAAACCUUCACCACAUGCGAAGCGAUGGUGGACAGAUGACCUCACUCAGCUCCGUCAUAUAUACACGUACUGGAGAAACCGUGCUCGCUCCGAGCGACGGGCGGGUCGGAAAGUGCCUCGGCUUGAAAAAACGGCUCAAGAUGCGGCCAAACAAUACCACGAUGCCAUCCGCAAACAAAAGAAGAAGCACUGGAAUGAGUUUCUCGCAGACAAUGACAACAUCUGGAAGGCCGCCAAGUACCUCAAGUCGGGAGACGAUGCAGCGUUCGGGAAGAUCCCGCAGCUCUUAAGAGCGGAUGGAACUACUACCAACGAUCACAAGGAGCAAGCGGAGGAAUUGCUAUCCAAAUUCUUCCCACCUUUACCAGGGGACAUCGAUGAGGAGGGAAUGAGACCACAAAGAGCGGCCGUGGACAUGCCAGCCAUCACUAUGGAAGAGAUAGAACGACAGUUAUUUGCAGCGAAAUCGUGGAAGGCUCCGGGAGAAGACGGCCUACCGGCGAUCGUUUGGAAGAUGACCUGGCCCACAGCCAAGCACAGGGUCCUCGAUCUUUUUCAAGCCUCGCUGCAAGAGGGCUCACUGCCAAGACAGUGGAGACACGCGAAGAUUAUACCGCUCAAGAAACCGAACAAAGAUGACUACACCAUGGCAAAGGCAUGGAGGCCUAUCUCACUCCUUGCGACACUCGGAAAGAUACUCGAGUCGGUGGUCGCAGAGAGGAUCUCGCACGCGGUGGAGACUCACGGACUGCUCCCGACGAGCCAUUUUGGAGCGCGAAAGCAGCGGUCCGCAGAGCAAGCACUGGUGUUCCUGCAGGAGCAAAUCUAUGCGGCAUGGCGCGGCCGGCGGGUGCUGAGCCUGAUCAGCUUCGAUGUUAAAGGAGCCUACAACGGAGUAUGCAAAGAACGACUGAUCCAGAGGAUGAAAGCCCGAGGCAUACCGGAGAUCUUGCUUCGUUGGGUAGAGGCCUUCUGCUCGGAACGAACGGCGAACAUCCUGAUUAACGGGCAACUAUCUGAGACUCAAAGCUUGCCACAAGCUGGACUGCCGCAGGGCUCGCCCUUGUCUCCGAUUCUAUUUCUCUUCUUCAACGCAGACCUUGUGCAAAGGCAGAUCGACAGCCAGGGAGGAGCAGUCGCCUUUGUGGAUGAUUUUACCGCAUGGGUGACUGGACCGACUGCGCAGAGCAACCGGGAGGGAAUUGAAAACAUUGUCAACGAGGCGCUCAAUUGGGGAAAGAGAAGCGGAGCGACAUUCGAGGCCGACAAGACGGCCAUCAUACACUUUGCUCCCAAGAUGCGCAAAUCGGACCAUUCACCAUUCACCAUCAAGGGGCAGACAGUGGUACCAAAAGACCACGUCAAGAUCCUGGGUGUCGUGAUGGACACAAGACUCAAGUAUAAAAAACAUAUUGCGAGGGCAGCGUCUAAGGGUCUUGAAGCAGCGAUGGAGCUUCGGCGACUCCGUGGUCUAUCCACGGCAACUGCGCGGCAGCUAUUCACGUCGACAGUGGCACCAGUUGUGGACUAUGCCUCCAACGUGUGGAUGCACUCGUGCAAGGAUAAAGCCAUGGGGCCGAUCAACCGAGUCCAAAGAGUAGGAGCGCAAGCCAUUGUGGGGACAUUUCUCACGGUCGCGACUAGUGUCGCAGAGGCGGAGGCUUACAUAGCUACUGCGCAGCGUCGAUUUUGGAAACGAGCCGUGAAGAUGUGGACAGACAUCCACACUUUGCCGGAUACCAAUCCUCUCCGCCGGUGCACCGAUCAGAUCAGAAAGUUCAGAAGAUACCACCGCUCACCGUUAUAUCACGUAGCCGAUGCGCUUAAGCAGAUCGACAUGGAGACUUUGGAAACGAUUAACCCCUUCACGCUAGCCCCGUGGGCGGAACGCGUUCAGACUGACAUUGAUGGACAGCACGAGUCCCCGGCCGAAGCAGGCGGGUACGUGCAGGCCGCGGUUAGCAGCUCGGCACGGAACGAACUGGUGGGGUUUGGAGUGGCCAUCGAGAAGCGGCCACCUCGAAUUCGAAAGCUCAAGCAUAAAGCGCUGUCCAUCACCUUGGCUGCAAGAGCGGAGCAGAAUCCAUUCUCUGCAGAACUGGCAGCCAUGGCACACGUAUUGGGCACGCUGGCGGGACUGAAAGACCACACGAUCACACUGCUCACAAGCAACAAAGCGGCGGUUCUCAUGCUGAGGAAUCCCCGACAACAAUCCGGCCAGGAGUUCGUGUGUCGGAUAUACAAGUCGAUUAAGAAGUUGCAAAGAAACGGGAAUCGUGUCAAAUUCCGCUGGAUUUCCACCAGUGAAGACAAUAAGCUGCUAGGUCUGGCUAAAGCACAGGCGCGAGCCGCAACGCAACAAGAUGCCCCCUUACAAAAACGCGCCCCGAGAAUGAAAUCAACCACACUUAAUCUCGCACGGUCUCAGGCAGUCCCUGGACAUAGCCUGCCAAUGAACGUUGGGAAACACGCCAAACGAAUAGAUGCAGCACUUCCAGGAAAACACACACGACUGCUGUAUGAUCGCUUAUCGUGGAAAGAAGCGACUGUGCUAGCCCAACUCCGGACUGGCAUGGCUAGACUCAAUGGGUAUCUCAAUCAAAUCAAUGUAGCAGAAACGGACCAAUGCGAUUGCGGACAAGCGAGAGAGACCGUGGAGCACUUCCUCUUCCGAUGUCGGAAGUGGACUGCCCACCGGACGGAAAUGUUACAAUGCACCCAGAUUCACCGCGGAAAUAUUUCCUUCUUUCUAGGAGGGAGACAGCCUUCUGAUGAUCAGAAGUGGACGCCAAACCUAGAGGCAGUACGGGCCUCUAUACGUUUCGCCAUUGCGACAGGCCGACUCGAGGCCACUUAA